Molecule: messenger RNA, 2290 nt
Organism: Symbiodinium necroappetens
Lineage: Eukaryota; Dinophyceae; Suessiales; Symbiodiniaceae
Source: the annotation of a GenBank genome assembly
GCACAGUAUGGCCUUUUCCUCCUCGCUCUUUCCCUUCUUCCGCGACGUCUUGGGAGCACCACGAACCCCUCGCGACGAGGAAUGGGGCUUGCCACCGAUGCAGGACGGCAUGUACCGAGCCGGCAGCUCCACGGUGCGCGUGGAGCAGGCGGAUGGCCUCGAACGGCACUUCAUAGCGCUACCCAAAGUCGUGCAAGCUGCACGACAGCACUUUGACUGCCCUUCGCUCCUGGGCGUUGCGCUGGAGGAACAGGGUGGCGACGGUUCUGCUUUCUCACACUGGGACGCCCGGAUAAUGCACUCAGAGGUGAUGGCUGCGGAAAGCAGUGCGAUGCCCCGGAUCUCAGAGAUGACGCUGGCACUCUUGGAGGACAGCGGGUGGUAUCGGGUCCUGGGAGGUUUGGCAUCGCCAGAUGCCGACAGCGCAGCUGGACACUUCGUCUUCGGUCGAGGGAAGGGCUGCAGCUUCCUCCAGCACAACUGCAUCAUCGACAGACAAAGUGCUUUCCCUGAUACUUUCUGCACCGAGAGCCAGGGCAGCUGCACAAGCCCCAGUGCAGGAGGAGCCAUCGGCUGUUCCCACGACCACCUGUCUCUGGGAGCUUGCACCAAUUGUCUUCACAGCUCUGCUCUGCCGACCAGAUACCAGCAUUUCGACAAUCCGAGGUUGGGCGGCAUUGCUCGCUACAUCGGUUACUGCCCUACGGUGGAGCCUUUCUGGUUUUCUGGGCGGCCGACCACCUGCGCAAGCAGUGGUGUAUACAGCGACCGAACCUCGCAACGCUUCGGUGAAUCCCACGGCCCUGCAUCGCGAUGCGUGCUGUCCACGGCCACCCAGUCAGGCUUCGUGCCGCCAGAUGAGCCGCAAGGAACAUGCCGUGACGUUUUCUGUUUAGAAGAUGCACUGCGAAUCAGGAUCAGCGAGAACAACUUCGUACUCUGCGGGAAAGAAGAGACUGGUGUGAGGAAGAGAGUCUCGGGACAGUUUGCAGGCUUCAUCCAGUGUCCGGGCUAUGCUUCCAUCUGCGGGGAGAGUGGCGCACAGGGGCCUCAGGAAGGCGCUGAAUGCCAUUUUCCCGGAACGCAUCGUCAUGGCCGCUGCGUUUGUGCUCCAGGAUCAAUGGGCGAGGACUGCAGCGUCCCGGAUACCGCGGCAAAUCGACAGGACUUUCCUUUCGGCCUUCACUAUCCUCAGCAAGAGUUCGAGCUAAAGGUCGGCCUGGAGCUGUCCCGGACGGAGGGCCUACGGGCCUGGCCCAUGCGCCCGACCUUGCAGAGCCGACCCAGGUUGUUGCAGUUCAAGGUCGAUCCUGCUCUGCCGGCAGGGCUGAGCCUGAAUGGAGAGGGCGAGCUUCGAGGCACGCCGGCUGCGAGUUCGGACCGAAAGUCCUUUGUGAUCACUGCAUAUGGCUGGAGCGGCGCCAGCACCACAGUGCUCUUCAUCACCGUCCUCUGCGACAGUGGCGCGGACUGCCCCACCAGUGCACCGGAAAGUGUGACACCUGCUGGAUCUGUCACCACUUCGCUUCGAGGAUCAUCUGGCUCGGGACCUUCUGAUGACGAUGCAGCCGCCAACUCGAUGCCCAAGCUUCGCUUAACAUUAUCGUCCCUGGAUUUCCACCAGCUGCAGAAGGAUCCUGGUUUGGAAUCCUUUGCGCUGCAACUGCAGGCGGCUUUAUCAGAGACGAUGUCGCUGCAAACGGCUAAUGUGGUGGUUUCGGCGGCUGUGGACGGCACCGUGCUGGUGGACUUGGACCUAUCCACAGGCCAGGAAGGCUUGAGGAUGCUGGAGGACUCAUUGCAGGGUCAACUUGCAGAUCCAGCAUCGCCACUACUGUCUUCAACCUUCGGUCAGACCUACCUUCAGUCGGUCAAGAUCUCCAGCUUGUCCCUGGACGGCUCCAGACAGGUGUGGCCUCUGCCAAGCGACGAGGACGGCGACGACGGCUUCAUGGAAUAUCUGGAUUACCGGGAGUGGCAAGACUGGUUUUCGUCGCAAACAUUUGUCGUCCAGGUGGCGAUCCUGGGAGGCGCAUCAGUCGUGAUCGUCCUGUGCUGCUUGGCAAUCUGCAAGAAGGUCUGCUGCUGCAAGAAGUCGGAGCCCGAGCGGGCUGCACUCACAGAGUGGGGAGGCACGUUAGACACGUCUGCUAUGCCGACAGCGCCGGCCUCGUGGGCGAUGCCUUCGCCGACAUCCUUCGGUAACAGCAUGCUGACGGCGCCUCGUUUGCACUGCUCACGAAGGCAAGGUUGCAGUUUAUCCUAUGAGCCGGACUCAUGUCUCAAGUAG